Messenger RNA from Cyprinus carpio (common carp), 2170 nucleotides. RefSeq names its product interleukin-1 receptor accessory protein-like. Gene Ontology annotation, biological process: signal transduction. The annotation marks the transcript as partial. Gene Ontology annotation, molecular function: interleukin-1 receptor activity. The record is from RefSeq and is a predicted model, not a curated record. Lineage: Eukaryota; Metazoa; Chordata; Actinopteri; Cypriniformes; Cyprinidae. The transcript has 9 exons.
GGUUGUUUGUGUGUUUCAGAGCUUCAGUGUCAUGACUGGGGCGUGUGGAGUGAGGGUUCGGUGCAGGUGUAUGACGGGGAGGUGGCGUAUCUCUACUGUCCGCUCUUCUCUCAUCCCACGCUCUACAGCUACAAUCAGACUCAGAACAGCAGACUGUCUCUGCUGUGGUACCGACACACACACACACAGGAGCUGGAGCAGCCCAUCAACCUCAAACUACACACACUGCACAAAGACCGCGAGUACCUGUGGAUUCAGCCGGCUUCGGUGCUGGACGCCGGACUCUACACCUGCAUGCUCCGCAACAUUUCCUCGUGUGUGAAGAUCGGCGUGAAACUGGAGGUGGUUCAGAAGGACGGAGAGUGUGACCCGAGAGCUAAACCUCACCUGAACCUGACCAUACCAUUCCAGAGCGAACGAACCCUCACCUGUCCAGACCUGAACACACUCACGCUGCCCAACAGCACACACUCCGUCAGCUGGUACCAAUCAUGCAGGACUACACUGUUUCGAAGCGACCGGGAGCUGAAAGGAGACGGUCUGGUGAUCUACAGGAUGCUGGAGCCGUACACCGGCCUCUACACGUGUGUGGUUUCGUACCAGAUGAACGGACGCAUGCUCAACUUCACACGCAGCAUUAACGUCACAGCUGUUGUUCCUGACGUGGGCCCUAAAGUUCCCAUCAUUCUGAAUCCCGCGAGAUAACAUAUCCACAUAUGCAUCACUGAACGUCUCCGCAUUGCAGGAAGUACAGUGAAUCUGUCCUGUCGUGUGUAUCUGCCUCACCUGUACGAGGAAAAGCAGAACAUCUGGUGGACUGUCGAUAACAAGACCGUGGAGCAGCUCGCCGACCCGCGAUUCCGCUCACCUGAGGCCACGCUUUUCUCAUAUGAUUACGGUGACGAGAUAAAAGAACGAGUCCUGUAUGUGAUGGAUUUUUCAUCUGACGACCUGCAGAGGGAGUUUAACUGCUCCGCCAGAAACAGCCGCGGGUUUAACACCAGCAGAGCCGUACUCAGAACCGAACCGUACGUCCCGACUCUAGAGCUGGGCUGUGGUUUAGGUGUGACGCUGGCGCUCAUGUUGAUGAUGUUCGUCAUCUAUCACGUGUUCUGGCUCGAGCUGCUGCUGCUCUAUCGCUCGUGGUUCGGCUCAGAUGAGAGAUACACGGAUGAUAAGCAGUAUGACGUGUACAUCUCAUACGCUCGCAACAGUGAGGAGGAGGAGUUCGUUCUGUCCACGCUGCGUCGAGUCCUGGAGGCCGAGUUCGGUUACUCCGUCUGCAUCUUCGACCGGGACAGUCUUCCUGGAGGAAAUCUGAUGGAGUCGGUCCUCCGGUGUAUGCAGGCGUGUCGGCGGCUGCUGGUGGUGCUGAGCUCGGACUGUCUGUGUGAGAAGAGCAUCAGUCUGCUGUAUGGCAAGCCAAAGUAGUCAUAAACGCCUGUUCGGGCGUCUGACCUCAUCACCGUGAGACGGCGCGCGCUCAGCGCCCCCUGCGGCGACAUCGCGGAGCUGCGCAACAACUCCACCUCCGUGCGCUGGCACGGCGCGCGCUCCGAGCGGACGGACUCGCGCUCCUGGAAGCUGCUGCGGCUCGCGCUGCCUCUGCGACCGCUCGCUCUCGGGAAAAGACUCAUCGAUAGCACCUCCUCCCACUCGGACCUGGCGUCCGUGGCCACGCGCUACACGCAAGCGCAGACGGUCUCGCACAGUCGGCGGAGCAAAGGGGGGCGGGGCGGAACGAGGCACCUGGGCGUACGCGACAGAAGUGGGCGGCGCUGUGAGCAAAAGGGGCGGGGCUGUGCAAUCUGCGUGAGUUUUCAGGAAAGUCGUCGAAUUUGGGGCGGAGUUAUCGCUACUCAGUGGAACACACACCUGCAUCAGCCUGUAGCCAAUGGGACGACACCUUACAACAUGCAUAACUCCAACACCGCACCUGGAAACGACCCCGGCAGUGACCCCAGCAGUGACCUGUGCCCCUGUGAACCAAUCAACAACAACCUGACAAAUGAGCUACAAACCACACACUGCUGACACACACUGCUGGACAACCAACCGGCCAAUAUCAUGAAUGAAAUGUGUAGCCUAAAUCACAAUAAUUAUCAGGUAAUAUGUAAAUAACAAACAUUAAUUCAAUAAACCAAGUUAAAAACAUCAGGCUGACCUUUGA